Sordaria macrospora k-hell is the source of this 1596-nucleotide messenger RNA. RefSeq lists its product as uncharacterized. Gene Ontology annotation, biological process: transmembrane transport. Gene Ontology annotation, cellular component: membrane. NCBI's taxonomy places the organism in Eukaryota, Fungi, Ascomycota, Sordariomycetes, Sordariales, Sordariaceae. The record is from RefSeq and is a predicted model, not a curated record. Gene Ontology annotation, molecular function: transmembrane transporter activity.
AUGUCCGCCCUCUUCGACACCCACUCACGACAACAAUCUCCAAAUCUCGACCCAAACGCCAUCGAGCUCGCAAACCGUAGCCACCAUGCGGCUUUCGCUGGCCAAGAAUCAGACCCCGAAACCCUUCGAGCAGCCGGCGGCACGCCUCCACCCGAUGACAUCGACCCAGCCACCAUCGCCCUGGUAGAAGACGUCCCGCCAGACGGCGGCUACGGAUGGGUGGUCACCUUGGCAGUGUUCCUCAUCAACGUCAACACCUGGGGCAUCAACAGUGCCUGGGGAAUUUUCAUGGAGCAGUAUAUCCGUGAGAACACCUUCCCCGAGGCGAGUCAAUUCGAGUACGCGUUGAUCGGAGGCUUGUCCAUCUCGCUGGCUUUGAUCUUGGGGCCGAUUAUUAGUGCUCUUCAGAGGACGAUCGGGACACGGUACACGAUGGUGAUGGGGUCGUUGUUGAUCUUUGGGGGACUGUUCUCUGCGAGCGCAGCGAGUAGGGUGUGGCAUCUCUUUAUGUCAGUGGGGCUUUGCAUGGGGUUUGGGUUUGGGUUGCUAUAUAUCCCGGCUAUGGGCCUCCUCCCACCAUGGUUCUCCCGCCAUCGAAGCCUGGCUCUCGGCCUCGCAACGGCCGGAGCAGGCGGUGGCAUCGCCUGGAACCUCAUUACAGGCAAACUCCUCGAGGUUUCUGGGCUGAAAUGGACUUGGCGAAUCCUUGCACUUGUUUCCGUCGCUUUCAACAUCCUUUGCGCCUUCCUCUGCCGCGAGCGGCCCAUUGUCUCUCAUUCCACAGGGUCGUCGAAACGCCGAUCGUUCAACAUCCGUGACUUUGGCAGGACCCAAGUACUCCUUAUUCUCCUAUGGGGUUUUGUAACCGAGUUUGGCUACAUCUCUCUCUGGUACUCUCUCCCGAGUUAUGCAACCAGCAUCGGUCUCACUCCAGGCCAAGGAUCCGUGGUUAACGCUAUGUUGAGCUUGGGGGUGGGUAUUGGGCGCCCAAUUCUAGGCGCCCUAAGCGACCGCUUCGGCCGCAUCAACCUCGCCCUCCUCUGCUGCUGCUGCUGCGCCAUCCUCUGCCUAACGCUUUGGAUCCUCGCCCGCUCGUACGCCGGCCUGAUCAUCUUUGCCUUGGCCGCCGGUGCCGGAGGUGGUUGUUUCUGGGCCACCGUGAACCCCAUCCUGGCGGAAACCGUCAGUCUGGCCGAGAGCAGCGCUCUUUUCGGGACCAUCUGCUUCGCUUUGGUGAUUCCUACUACCUUUGGAGAGGCCAUUGCGCUGCAGCUUGUCAAGGGCGGAGAUGGUGUCAACAAGUUUAUGCCGGGCCAGAUAUUUGUCGGUUGCACAUUUUUGGGGGGUACCGCUCUGCUCAUGUUGCUUAGAAGCUGGCAGAUUUGCGAGAUUGAGAGGAAGACGGGUGAUGCGAGCGGUGGUCAGCAAGGGGAGGACCAUAGGAGGUCUGGAGACGAAAGCCGGACGGAUGAGAAUUUGGAAGAAGGGGUUAUGGCUUCCGGGAGAAGUGCUGGAGUGGCAGUUUUGGGCGAGCUGAGGAGCUCGGCUGCUGGGAUGUGGUCUCCCAGAAAGUUGUUCGUUGCCAGGAGGGUGUAG